AUGGCUCAAGUCACUCCCUCCAAGCAGGCUGCUUCCUCCCUCGAGAACCUCAAGAUGAGUGAUUCACCUAUUAAGAAGCUCGACUUCCAGUCAGUUGGCAAGGAGAACGCGCCCGCGUCUCUUAAGCCCGUCGACACCUCCAUUGAGAAGCCCACCGAGAAGGCUCUUACAAUCAAGGAGAUGGAAGCCAGCGAGCCCUUGCUCCAGGAGAACCCCCACCGUUUCGUUAUGUUCCCUAUCAAGUACCACGAGAUCUGGCAAAUGUACAAGAAGGCCGAAGCCUCCUUCUGGACCGCCGAGGAGAUUGAUCUCUCCAAGGAUCUUCACGACUGGCACAACCGCCUGAACGACGAUGAGCGUUACUUCGUCUCCCACGUCUUGGCUUUCUUCGCCGCCUCCGACGGUAUUGUCAACGAGAACCUCGUCGAGCGUUUCAGUUCUGAGGUCCAGAUCCCUGAGGCUCGUUGCUUCUACGGCUUCCAGAUCAUGAUGGAGAACAUCCACUCCGAGACCUACUCCCUGCUCAUCGAUACCUACAUCAAGGAGCCCAAGCAGCGCACCUACCUCUUCGACGCCAUUGACACCAUUCCCUGCAUUGCCAAGAAGGCCAACUGGGCCCUCCGCUGGAUCACCGACCGCGAGUCAACCUUCGCUUCGCGUCUGGUUGCCUUCGCCGCUGUUGAGGGUAUUUUCUUCUCUGGCUCAUUCGCCUCUAUCUUCUGGCUAAAGAAGCGUGGCCUGAUGCCCGGUCUCACUUUCUCCAACGAGCUGAUCUCUCGUGACGAGGGUCUCCACACUGACUUCGCUUGUCUCCUGUUCUCCCACAUGAACCACCGCCCCGAUUCCAAGGUGGUUGAGGACAUCAUUGUCGAGGCUGUCGGCAUCGAGCAGGAGUUCCUGACUGACGCUCUUCCCUGUGGUCUGCUUGGAAUGAACUCCAAGCUGAUGUGCGAAUACAUUGAGUUCGUCGCUGAUCGCCUGCUGUUGGCCCUCGGCAACAAGAAGUACUAUAACGCCACCAACCCCUUCGAUUUCAUGGAGUCCAUCUCCCUGGCCGGAAAGACCAACUUCUUCGAGAAGCGUGUCGGUGACUACCAGAAGGCCGGUGUCAUGGCCAGCACUAAGCAGGAGGUUAACGCAGAGGGCGAGAAGGUCGUAAGCGACGGUCUCAACUUCGAUGAGGACUUCUAG
Penicillium vulpinum is the source of this 1191-nucleotide messenger RNA. Its product is annotated as ribonucleotide-diphosphate reductase subunit RNR2. Lineage: Eukaryota; Fungi; Ascomycota; Eurotiomycetes; Eurotiales; Aspergillaceae. Gene Ontology annotation, molecular function: oxidoreductase activity. Bases 1 to 1191 code for a protein of 396 amino acids. The record is from RefSeq and is a predicted model, not a curated record. The transcript has 4 exons. Gene Ontology annotation, biological process: deoxyribonucleotide biosynthetic process.